AUGAUGAUGCAAGGUGUGUUUCUCUAUGACUAUAUUAGUAGUGUUGAUAAAUUGAAUGAUACAUGUCUACCGUCCAUUGAGAAAUUCUACAACAAAUUGAAUUAUGAAGAGAUAAGUGAUGAACAAUAUCUACACGCUCAACUAAUAUGGUCCACAUUCAAUUGUCAAUCAUUGAAAGAUUAUAUGAUGUUAUAUCUUAAAACUGAUAUUAUGCUUUUAGCCGAUGUGCUUGAACAAUUCCGCAAUAGCUGUAUAAAAGAGUAUGAAUUAGAUCCUAUUCAUUUUUACACCCUUCCGGGUUAUACCUUUCAAUGUAUGCUUAAAACAACAAAAAUCAAAUUAGAAAUCAUUAAAGAUAUUGACAUAUUACUAUUCAUAGAAAACGGUAUAAGAGGUGGAAUAAGUCAGUGUUCAAACAGAUACUCUACGGCUAAUAACAAAUAUAUGGGGCCAAAAUUCGAUGUUAAUGAACCUGAAAAGUAUUUACUCUACUUAGAUGUGAAUAACUUAUAUGGUUGGGCUAUGAGUCAGUUUUUGCCAUAUGGGGGAUUCAAGUGGACAGACACAAAUAUAGAUAUUACACAAAUACCUGAUGAUGCUCCCGAGGGAUAUAUUUUAGAGGUUGAUUUGGAAUAUCCCGCCGAAAUACACGACAAGCACAAAGACUUGCCAUUCUGUGCGGAAUCACGUAUCCCACCUGGAUCAAAGUUGCCUAAAUUAUUAACUACCCUUUAUCAUAAAAAAAAUUAUAUCGUGCAUUAUAGGACGUUGAAACAAGCCUUGAGUCAUGGACUUGUUUUGAAAAAAGUCCAUAGAGUUCUUCAAUUCAAACAAUCUGCCUGGCUCAAAAUGUAUAUUGACAAAAAUACACAUUUGAGGCAGACAGCAAAGAACAAUUUUGAAAAAAAUCUUUUCAAAUUAAUGGUUAAUGCUGUGUAUGGGAAAACGAUUGAAAACGUCCGGAAGCAUAGAGAAGUUAAAUUGGUCAACAAAUGGUAUGGCAGAUAUGGUGCAAUGAAUUUGAUUUCUAGCCCUUUCUACAAGGAUAGAAUGAUCUUCGGAGAAAAUCUAGUCGCUAUUGAAUUGCAAAAGCGUUUAAUCACAAUCGAUAAACCAAUAUAUGUAGGAAUGUCUGUAUUAGACAUUUCAAAGGUUUGCUUGUACGAAUUUCAUUACGAUUAUUUCCAACCUAAUUUCAAAGAAAGUAUAUUGAAUUAUGUAGAUACUGAUAGUUUAACUUAUGAGGUAUCAAAUCAAAAUCCCUAUGAGUGCAUAAAACGAGAUUGCUACGCACGCUUUGAUACAUCUGACUAUCCUAAAGGAAAUCCAUAUGGAAUUCCUCAAGUCAAUAAAAAAGUAUUGGGUUUGAUGAAGGAUGAGAAUAAUGGUAAGAUUAUGACCGAUUUCGUAGGAUUAAGAUCAAAAAUGUACUCAUUUCGUGUUGAUAAAGAGGAAAUAAAAAAAGUGAAAGGCAUAAAGCGGAAUGUGAUUGAAAGCCUUUCUUUCGAUGACUACUUGAAAUGCUUGAUUGAUUCCAACACUAAAUUAGUAAGACUGGUUGUCCGAUCAACGAUUUGA
Coccinella septempunctata (seven-spotted ladybird) is the source of this 1578-nucleotide messenger RNA. RefSeq lists its product as uncharacterized. The coding region runs from base 1 to 1578 and encodes 525 amino acids. NCBI's taxonomy places the organism in Eukaryota, Metazoa, Arthropoda, Insecta, Coleoptera, Coccinellidae. The transcript has a single exon. The record is from RefSeq and is a predicted model, not a curated record.